GAGUCCCCCCGCACUCUUUCCUUCUUGUACAAAAUUUCCUCUUCCUUCCCGUUCGUGGUUGUAUGUCGACUCUAGAAUAACACCAGUUAACCACCGCAUCUUUUUCCUCGCCGUCAAAUAAAAGGCGCACAAAAAAAACACCCGUUCCGCCUCGUAGUUUUAUUAACGUGUUUUUAUUCAUUUUAAAAGCGCAUUUUCGCGUUACGUGUUCACGACAUCGCCAACGAAACGAGCCGGUACACUACGAGCCCCACGCGUGGACUUAUUUUGAGGAGUUACGAGUACAAUUUACAGCGUGGAAGCUGCGCGCAAACGGAGCAGCAGGUGUCCGUGAAGGCACCAUGGAUGUCAACUUCAAAUGGAAGCGCUGUCUGUGGUGAGCGAGGACCAGCCCAUAUACGAGCCGCCGUACAACGCCGCCAUGCACAUGAAGGCGGAGAUGACGUCGCCGGGCGGAUUCAAGCAAAGUCCCGAGCACGCUGAACCUGAAUGGCAGUCCACCGCCGUGCAGAAGAGGGGCGAGCACGUCAACGGAACCAACCACGAAACCCCAGUUGACUGCAGCGUGACAAAACGCUCUCGACACAUGAGCGACGACGGCGUCCCCAUGGCGUACCAGCCCUCGUACCCGGAGCCUCGUGUCAGCCCCCCCAAUGUCACCCCGCCCAGCAUUACCACCACGGAGGAGAAGCGCGUCAUCGUACCGGCAGACCCUGAGAUGUGGACCCAGGAUCAUGUGCGUCAGUGGCUGGACUGGGCCAUCAAAGAGUAUGUCCUGGAGGAAGUGAACGUCAUGCUAUUCCAAGCACUGGACGGCAAGGCCCUGUGCAAGUUGACCAAAGAGGACAUGAUGCACCUCACGUCUGCCUACAAUGCCGACAUCCUGCUCUCGCACCUCAAUUACCUCCGGCAGAGUAGUCCAACUUUUUCAUACUCUACAACGGCCUCUACCAAUACGCCGCCUCCUCCACCUCCGCCACAGCCUCGACUUCAGGUCAAAGCUGAGAGCAGUUUUGAUGAGAUCAGCCGCAGAAACAGCUGGACUACCAACAACAUGGCGGCCGUGCCCAAAGGUUCCACCAUGGAGCAGCAACACAGCAGAGUGUCAGAACCAGUGUCAAGAAUUGGCCAAGAUCCCUAUCAGACAUUAGGGCCCAUAAGCAGCCGGCUAGCAAACCCAGAAGGCCAACCUGUACGCUCGUCCAAGAAACGAACAAGCAGGCAAAGUUCGUACAAGCUGACUGACCUCAGCGCCCAAAGGCCUGUGGGUUCUGGCCAGAUCCAGCUGUGGCAAUUCCUACUGGAGCUUCUGUCAGACAGCAACAAUGCCGGCAUCAUCACAUGGGAGGGCACCAACGGCGAGUUCAAAAUGACCGACCCCGACGAGGUGGCCAAGCGCUGGGGCGAGCGCAAAAGCAAGCCCAACAUGAACUACGACAAGUUAAGCCGCGCCUUGCGCUACUACUACGACAAAAACAUCAUGACCAAAGUGCACGGCAAGCGCUACGCCUACAAGUUUGACUUCCAGGGGAUCUCGCAGACGCACCAGAGCCACCAGGCGGCUGACGGCGGCGGCAUGCUGAAGUACCAGACGGAGAUGUCCUACGUGCAACCGUACCACAGCCACCAGCCCAAAAUGAACUUCAUGACAGGCCACCCGCCGCCCAUGCCCGUGUCACCCGGGAACUUUUUUGGGCCGCCGACCACGUAUUGGAACUCGCCAAGCAGUCCCAUCUACCCCGGGACGGCUAUGAACAGACACCCAGCUGCUCAUUCCCACUUGAGCUCGUACUACUGAGUACUUACAUAACAUAAGUAUACCAUUUACGGCAAUAGCCAAUCUAUUUGAACCAGGGGCGGGACAUAAGGGGGUGCUGGGGGCCCGGGCCUCUAAAGGGGCGGGUUAAACAGAAAGGUAAGAUAAUGCGUGGGGCUGUAAUAUAGUGUUUAAGUGUUAAAGUAUCUCUGCCAGGCGCUUAGCCGGUUGUCUGGAGGGGCCCGCAAAUAAUUGUCCACUAGCACCCCCUCUUGUUGAACGGUCAACUCAGGGGGGUGGGGCGUUUAUACUUAUCGCACCUGAGCCUUAUUCACAUUUGUUCCGCCACUGAUUUGAACUCCCAGUUCAAAUGGAUUGGACGUCCAUCGCCGUCAAUGUUGUCCAAUGAAUUUCAGGGACAGACAACUCCUAGUUUAAAUGGCAUUCAUGUGAAAGAGUCAAAGUAUUUCAGUAAAAAUUACUUGUAUACUGAAGUAUAAAUUACCAUAUUUUCCACACUAUAAGGCGCACCUUCAAUGAAUGGCCUAUUUUAAAACUGUUUUCAUAUAUAGGCGCACUGCAUUAUAAGGCGCAGUAGUAGUUGUAGUGCUUGGGGUUGUGUUAUACAUCCACUAGAUGGUGCUGCGCUAAGAGGAAUCUCAUGCCAUGAUUAACCAAAAUUGAUCCAUAUACAGUGGUACCUCGACAUAUGAUAGCUUCGACACACGAUCUUUUCAACAUCCGACGUAAAAUUUGACUCGCCAUUUGUUUCUACAUCUGAUGACAUGCUCAAAAUACGACAAUUUAUGACAGCGCCGCAGUUUUGUUUUCCCGCAAGACGGACGUACAGUGGAUUUUCUUGCGAGAGAAAUCAACACGGGUUCCAAGAAGGUUAGCGCAGGUGGUGAAAAAAGGAAAAAGGUUGCUGUAGAAAUGAACAUGGAAAUGAUAGAAAAAUAUGGGCGCGGUGUGCAUAUCUGUGAACUGGCUUGACAAUACGGCCGUAGAAUGUCUACGAUCGCGUCUGUCCACAUCCGAUCUCCAUUCGCCAGUAAUUAUAAGUUAUCGUGACAUUUAUUAUUGUGGUAACCUCGCCAAAGAAAUAACCCUUUUAGGCAGGUUUUUAAUAAUUUAUCUCAGAAUUUGUGCAACUCAACACGCCUACUGUCCGCCGCAGUUGACGCCAACAACAACAGAACAUUAAAAGAAGUAAAAUGUCUUUCUGUCACGUUAGCUACGUGGUGCGUUCAGGUACAGCACGCAAAACACAGAUUUUUAUUUAUAAUUUAUUUGUUUUGCAAUGUGUCCCGUAAUUUUCUGAGUAUAAAGCGCACCUGACUAUAUGCCGCGACCCACCAAAUUUGACACGAAAACAGCAUUUGUUCAUAGAUAAGCCGCACUGGACUAAAAGCCGCAGCUGUCCUUACUGUAUUAUGGGAUAUUUACACCAAAAGAUAUUGCAUGUGGCAUCAUAAGACUGUUAUAAGAUUAAAUGAACCACCAUGAAGCUUUGAACCAAUUGUCUGCAAAGCUUCAUUGCUUCAAGAAGCUUCAUUUGGCCAUCGCUGCUCCGUUAGGGGAGGCAGUCAACCUCUGCUGCCACCUGCUGUCAACACUGUUGUCGUCCAGUAUGCCUCCUAACAUGCAUUGCAACACUACAGAUGUAAAUAACAAUCAAAUUUCAUGUUCUGUAUGAAGGAAUUCAACCCCCCGGCCAAGCCGCGGAAACAGCAACAGCUGAACCAAAUAGUGUUCCGCUGGCACCGCUCCCGCAAGUCGGCCGAGAGGGGUAAAAUCCCGCGCGUUCACUCCGGUGUUAACCCUUUGUACUGACUCCAUUUUGAACGGUUUAAAGAAGGCUCACUGAAAACAGGUUGACAAUUUAUUCGUCAACAAUGGUCAAAAACAGACGACGGAGAGACAAUUCUGGAUCCAGGGUCGGCAAAACAACGGCUACAUAGAAAUGUUUCCGAGAAGCGACAGUUGUUAUCUAAAUGUUCAGUCUUUUGAAAGCUGCGGUGGAGUGGGCUGGGCCGAAGGCGUGCCUGGGUGAUGUCUAGGGAUCCUCCUUCUGUGGCAGGUUUGGGCGGUCAUGUUCGUGCGUCAUCUUUCGUGGUUGCCACGGCUAUCGACGCAUGUCUUGACGUUCAAGGCGCUGCGCUAUCAACAUCUUGUCCCGGCAGAACGGGAUCGUUCUGAUCUCAUCGAAGAGUUGUUGACGUCUUCUCUUUACCUUAUCAGGCGAGGGCUGAUAAGUUGGUCCCCUUUACUGUGUCAAAGGGCAUGGAGUAAAAUCUACCUAAACUAUGUUACAUGCUUUACUAUAAUGAAUGUGUUAGACUAAUCAAAACAAUUAUAUGGUGUGUGCGAGAAAGGUAACUAUUGCCUUCGUGUGCAAAUUAGUUUGUCAGUUACUGUUCUAGCUGUCUCAUUAAUUGCUUGUUAUGGUAAUUGGUAACACUUUGACAGUCGCAUUGCUUCAAGAAGCUUCAUUUGGCCAAUACUGCUCCGUUGAGGAAGACAGUCAACUUCUGCUGCCACCUGCUGCCAACAUGCCUCCUAGCAUGCAUUGCAGUGCUACAGAUGUAAAUGUUCUGUGCUAAUUAUAUCUUCAGUUACUGUUCCAGUUGUUUCAUUAAUAGCUAGUUAUGGUCUUUGGCCACACUUUGACAUUGGUGCCAUCAGACUUUCAUAAGACCAUUAUAAUUAUGACAUGAUACUGCCAUGAGCAUUAAUGAAUGCUUAUGGCAGAUGUUAUUUUGUGUUAUCCAGCAAAUUAUCUCACUUUUGAAUGAAAUGUAAAUGGCAGUCUUAUGACGCCUCUGUCAAAGAAAGUGUUACCUAUUAACCCAAAUAAAUCAACAAAUAAGAAGCACUGGACUAUAAACCACAUUCAAAAUCAGGGGAAAAAAUAGCGGCUUAUAAUCCGAAAAUUAUGGUAAUUGCCAUUUGUAAUAGUACCAGCAGUAUUUAUUAAGGAGUCAGUGUAGAUUUUUGGGCUGUGCAACGAAUUAAUGGAAUUAUACCAUUUCGACAUACCAACAAAGUCCUGGAACAAAUUAGCUUCGUAUGUAGAGGUACCACUGUAUAAGGCGGAUCGGAUAACAAGGCACACUGUCUGCUUUUGAGAAAAUUGAAGGCUGUUGUAAUGAAAUACUAAAAAGUAAAAAAUAUAUAUCUAUAAACAUAAAAUCGUAAAUUUCGCACAUGUACAUUAAUAGAGGGGAGCACAAGCGCAUGUUAGAAUGAGUAUGGAUGACAUCACGAGGAAGGGCGGGUCAUCCGGGCCACUCGCAUUUGAUUGGAUAGAAUAGUAGAAGCAUUACUAAAAUAUCUGCCACCAUUUACGAUUGCCAUUUACUGGCUUUUAAUUCCGUUUUUAUCUACUAAACAUAUCAGAAAAUGUUUUUUUUCCCCCCUAAUUCAUUAACUCAUUAGCUGCCAUUGACUGCGGUAGACGUCCAAUUCAUUCUUGACUGGGAGGAGUGAAUGAAUGAAUGAAUAACAGAUGUACAUUCACUACCAAUCCUAGUUUAUAUGAACUGGAGGUCUAUCAUUGUCAAUGAGUUAGAUAAGAUUCUUUCUGCUUGGAUGCACGUGAAAAGUUGUUGUCUGUCCCUUUAAAUAAAGUUGGAGAUGAGAACGUGGUCGUUGGAAUGCAAAGUGUGGAUUCUGGUAGACAUUUCUCGUCUUGUUGAAAAGGGCAUUAUAAUUGGACGGACAAAAGGGACUAAUGUCGUAUGAUCUUCCAAGAAUGUUCUGAAUAUACUGAUCACAUGUUGUAUUUACUGUAUUCAAUUGUUACGGAACCAAGUUUCUCUUUAUGUACAAUGGAUAGAAAAGUUUACACACCCCUAUUCAAAUGUGAGGGUGUAACAACACAUCGAUUCGGAUCGAUACAUUUUGGUUAACAGUGUUGUUUUUGGCAGGCCUUUUAAUUUUUAGGACGAUAAUACUUAUUAGUGUUAGUCCCAUUUUAGUCAUGUCAAAUGUGUUUGUCUAGUUUUUGAUGACGAAAACUUAAGACUAAUUCCAUCUAGUUUUAGUCGACGUUUACUAGAAACCUUUUUGUCUAUUAAAUUUUUAAAAAUUUUACUCCAUAAAUAAAUAAAAGUUUCCAACUUGACAAAUGAACAUUUACAGGCAAGCACAUAUUGUAGCAUCUACAAGGACAAUUAUACCUUGGUGAUAAUACAUAUUCAGCAGGAAAGCAGUACAUUAUUUUCAUUUGAUUUACCCACCUGGACGCCACGAACUGUAUGUAAAAAAAAAAAGUCCCUGAGUUUAAGAGCACGCUUGCCAUUAGCAUUAGUAAUGUAAAUGCAAUGCUAACGCUACCAGUUACAUUUAUCGUGUGAUGAUCACUCAGCGAAGACCUUUAAAGGCUAAAGCAACAUUGCAUAUUCUCUCUGGCCAAGAUAAUCAAACAAAUCUUACCAUGCGUGCAAGCCUGGAGACUGGAGAGCAGCAGCAUGUCACAUGAGUGACACAGCCAGACACUGCUAGAUGGAGGCUAACAUAUAAAAUGUCACACAUUGUGAACGGGACGGAAACUAUUGCACAUUUUCGUCUCAUUCUCGUCUCAUCAGACGAAAGCUAGCAAUAGGUUUGUUAUGUUUUAGUCUCCCAAAACACGUUUUUAGCUCGUAAUCGUCAUAAACAAAUGUUCGUCGACGAAAUAUUUUCGUACAGUCAUUGUUGAUGAAAACAACCCUUGUGGUUAAGCAACAAUCUCGAUUCAAACUAUGCCGUUUGUUAAAAGAAUGGUUUUUCGCUUAAAUAUCUGAAAGGUUUCAGCGACAAAACAUCAAAAUUGCUAUCUAUUUUUGGCUUUAGUUUAAAUAUUUGUAUUUAAAAUGUACAUAUAUAAAAUUGAUCAAAUUCAAUUGAAUUAAAUGGAAUCAUGGCAGAUUUUACUCUCGGCAAACGACACAUUGUCCCAAAAAUAUAAAUGUUUCGUAUCAUGUUGUCCUGAAAUUCAUUUACACGCCAAAGGUCAGUAAGUUUGAACUUCAUACAGGUCAGUUUUUAAACGAGUUAUCCAGGUUUCAUUUUUUUUUUUACUAAUCACAAAAAACAUUUGAAUAGAUUUGUGUGGACUUUUUAUAUCCAAGUACUUUGUUUGAUAGUCGAUGUAACGGUUUUGUAAGUCAAAGAAACUUUUGUAAAAGAAAUUGUACAGACCGUCAUGUAGCAACACAACAUUUACUCAUGUUAAUAAAUGUUUCCUGUAGCUAACAAAGGGACUCCUGUGGUUGAAAUUUUAGGCUUUAAUAGUCAAACUUAAAGAUAUCUUCAAAAGUUCUGUGAAGUUCUUUAUCCUGCUCCGUGGCAGCAGAAGCAUUCAUCUUUUUCUCCCUUUCCCAGUUCACUAUCUUACCCUUCUGUGUUGACAUCGGCGAUGUGGAGGGCAUUAGCAUGUUGGAUAGUUUGACAGUUUGCGCAAUAGCCUCUGCAAAAAAGCACAAGAACGUUGUGAGAAGACUGUGUAUUUUUGAUUAUUCUAAUGGUGUGUUGUCUACUAGUCUAUCACAUAUUUGAAAAAUACAGAACAUAGCCUGUGUCCGAUAAAAAAUGAUUUUUGAAAAAUGAAGGAUAGCACGCUAAUUGUUUAUUCAAUAUAAAAAUGUAACAAUGGUUGAAAAUAACACUUCACAUCUGGAAGUUUUUUUAUUAUUCAUCCAUCCAUCCAUCAAUUACCGUUGUAUGCGGGGCCUGGUCGUAGGGGCUGAUUGUCAUACAACAU
Messenger RNA from Corythoichthys intestinalis (scribbled pipefish), 7502 nucleotides. RefSeq names its product Friend leukemia integration 1 transcription factor-like. The coding region runs from base 359 to 1798 and encodes 479 amino acids. The record is from RefSeq and is a predicted model, not a curated record. Gene Ontology annotation, cellular component: nucleus. Gene Ontology annotation, biological process: cell differentiation; regulation of transcription by RNA polymerase II. Lineage: Eukaryota; Metazoa; Chordata; Actinopteri; Syngnathiformes; Syngnathidae. The transcript has 10 exons. Gene Ontology annotation, molecular function: DNA-binding transcription factor activity, RNA polymerase II-specific; sequence-specific DNA binding.